CCUCAGCAGCAAAGCCGAGUCCGUCCGGGGCUUUGCUCUGAGCUCUUUGAAAGCGUGGGCGCGACAGAGCCUCCAGGCACAGAUCGAGAGAGAGCGAGAGAGCCAGCGCCGAGCUCCCAGCAGCAGCAGCAGCAGCAGCAGAGCGAGAGCAGCGGUGCGCCAGGCGGGAUCUGCUGCGAAAGCGACACCGUAGGCAUCAGCAGGCAGAGGCCCAGCCAGGUGGAGAGGAGGAACGGGCACGCAGAGGGAGCAUCGGCGAGAGGAGGAGGAGGAGGAGGAGGAGGAGGAAAGGAAAGGCGAGGAAAGGCAGCAGGAGAGGCGAAGACCAGGCAAGGCUCGGGCGAGGAUAGAGGGAGAGAGGAGGGAGAGGAGGAAGAGGAGGAGGAAGAAGAAGAAGAAGAAGAGGAGGAGGAGGAGGAGGGAUCCGAUUGAAAGGGCCAGAGGGACGAGUUCUGCAGAAGGUAGAAGAAGAGCAGAGUGGCAUUAGCAGGGGGCGGGGAGCAAGCGGGCCCAGUUCUUUCUUGCUCCGCAACUCUGUCUUGUCUGUCUGCCUGUCCGCCUGUCCGUCCCUCCUUGCCCGUCCUUCCUUUAGCCUUUCGCGCUGCUAGUCUCACUCCACUCGGUCAGUCGCUGUCCUCAUUCACUCCCGCAUUCGUUCCUCCUCUCGCUCUUCUCUCUUCUCUUCUCUCCUCCUCCUCUCCUCAAUUAAGAAAGCCAGCGAGCAGCAAUACAUUUGCCAUUCUUCUCGCAUUUCAUUGCAGUGUUCUUUCUCCAUCUCUCUCUCUCUCUCCCUCACUCAUUCUCUCGCUCUCAUAUUCUCUCUCUCCUCUCUCUCUGUGAGGUUUCGCCGGCAGGGUAGCGAGGCUUGCUCGCUCAGGCCUCGUCUUCCGUCAAGUUUGAGAUCUACACGUCGAGCGGGCAGGCAUCAUGAAGGCUCUCAUAUUGGUCGGUGGUUUCGGAACCAGGCUAAGGCCACUAACUCUGAGUGUGCCCAAGCCUCUGGUGGAUUUUGCCAACAAGCCCAUGAUUCUUCAUCAGAUCGAAGCACUGAAGGCAGCUGGAGUCACCGAAGUUGUCUUGGCUAUCAACUACCAGCCUGAGGUAAUGCUGAGUUUCCUCAAGGAUUUCGAGGCGAGAUUGGGGAUCAAGAUCGUGUGUUCUCAGGAGAGAGAGCCAAUGGGGACAGCCGGUCCGCUCGCCUUGGCCCGAGAGAUGCUGGAUGAUGGAUCUGGUGACCCAUUCUUCGUCCUGAACAGCGACGUGAUCAGCGAGUACCCUCUGACCCAGAUGAUUGAAUUCCACAAAGCCCAUGGCGGUGAAGCCUCAAUCAUGGUGACGAAGGUGGACGAGCCCUCCAAGUACGGGGUGGUGGUCAUGGACGAAGAGACCGGAGAAGUUCAGCGAUUCGUCGAGAAGCCACAGAUGUUCGUUGGGAACAAGAUCAAUGCCGGCAUCUACCUGUUGAAUCCCAGCACUCUGAGUAGAAUAGAGUUGCGACCCACUUCGAUCGAGAAGGAAGUCUUCCCCAAGAUCGCCGCCGAGAAGAAGCUCUUCGCCAUGGUGCUGCCGGGCUUCUGGAUGGACAUCGGCCAACCCCGAGACUACAUCACAGGACUGCGGCUGUAUCUGGACUCGCAGCGGAGGCGGUGCCCCGAGAUGCUGGCGACGGGGCCGCAUGUGGUGGGCAAUGUGGUGGUGGACGAGACUGCGCAGAUCGGCGAGGGCUGCCUGAUCGGGCCGGACGUGGCCAUCGGGCAGGGCUGCAUCAUCGAGAGCGGCGUGCGGCUGUCGCGCUGCACGGUCAUGCGCGGCGUGCGCAUCAAGAAGCACGCCUGCGUGUCGGGCAGCAUCAUCGGCUGGCACAGCACCAUCGGGCAAUGGGCUCGCGUCGAGAACAUGACGGUGCUGGGCGAGGACGUUCACGUGUCGGACGAGAUCUACAGCAACGGCGGCGUCGUCCUGCCGCACAAGGAGAUCAAGACCAGCAUUCUGAAGCCCGAGAUCGUGAUGUAGUGGCGCUGCCGCCUGGGCCUCGGUGCGUUCGAGCCCUGCGCUUCGCCCCCCACAUUGGUGCCGGCCCUGGCCCCCGCGGCGGCCGCUCCCCCGCCGGGGCCGCAUGGCCGUGCGCGCGAUCAGCUUGAUAAUUUGCUUGACGUUUGGAAGCCGAACCGGAAGGGAUUUAUAAGCAGGGUUUGAUUAUCCACUCGAGCCACAUCGGAUCAGUACAGAUUAUAUUCUCAGAGGAAUCAAUCCCCACAAGUUAUGUAAAAUACAAAUGGUAAUCUCUUCUGACUAGAGAGAGGGGGAGAGGGAGGAUCCUUUUCUUACAGCCCACGAUAAGCAGCAGAUGACGGAGAUCUGCCCGGACUCUCGAGAGUUUUACUCUUUUUUAGGUAGUACUGUUUUUGACCAUGUAAUCUAGUGAGACCUUAUACUGAUGUAAGUGACGUCUACGGUUUUGUACAAGGCACUUUGUCUAUUUCGUCUGAAAGUUACCGCGAGAUGAGGAGAAUGCAUCCAUGAGAUGAGCUUUGGCGCUGCCAGAAAAUAAAGUUGCGUCAGCAUCAAAUGUUGGGGUUUCGAUCAGUAUUCGCUUGUGAUACUGCCAUUCCGUUCCGUUCGAGGACUGCCUGUGCGAGUACCAGUGUGGAUGGUUGCGAGUGUUUCCUCUUUACAGCCGUUCUCUCUCGAGUCAGGAGAGAGGUCUGCAAUUCAGAUGAGGACUGCCUAGACACAACCGUAGUCUGGAUGGUUGUGAGAUCCACUCGUCUCAGCCGUCCUCUAUCUCAAGAUUAGCACAGAGGUUUCGGAAAUUCAGUCGAGGACUCUGCCUAUACCAUUCUAGUUAGACCCUGGAUGGUUGUGAGUGUUACUCCCAUAAGCCGUUCACUCUCUCAAGUAAAGACAGAGAUUUCUGCAAUUCCAUGUGGAGCAUAGCCUCUGCCCAUUGUAAUCUGGAUGAUUGCGAGCGUUUCUCCUCUCAGCCAUUUUCUCUCGAUCUAAAGUAAAAAUUCCAGCUUCAAUGCAAGCCCCUUUUUCAG
Molecule: messenger RNA, 3041 nt
Organism: Marchantia polymorpha subsp. ruderalis
Lineage: Eukaryota; Viridiplantae; Streptophyta; Marchantiopsida; Marchantiales; Marchantiaceae
Source: the annotation of a GenBank genome assembly